AUGACAGCUGUUACGAUGGCGACGACGCCCGAAGCCCCGCCCGCCUUCAAGGGCGGUCCGCAUCUGACGGUCAGCUGGAGGCGUCCCGGUUCCAAAAAGUGGCAGCCGUUCGAGGAUAGCCUCGGACCCGCCAUCCUUGCGGCGACCGCGUCGGGACAGGCGACCUUCCAGCUGGAGGAGUCCCUGCGGAGGUCGCCGCGACUCAAUCCAGAGGAGAGGAAAGCGAAGCGCGCGCGCGCUUCUCGAAGAUCCUCGAAGGAAGUGGACCUUGUGGUGACGCUCAAGACAGACCGCAACGGGUGUCCGGCGUCGAACUCGGAACGCGCCGUUCGCUGGGGCUUCUCUUCGACGUGCAGCUUCGACCGGCUGCCAAGAACUGCGCGCGCUCUUGCGGCCAUGAUCGCGGAUUGCGAGGCGCCGAAGAAACGACAGGUCCUCUCCGAAUUGCUCGAUUUCCUGACGUCUGAAGAGCGCAUCCACAAAUUCCUGUCCGAAAUAGACUUCGCCGCCAAUCCCGUUCAGUGGUUUCCCUCACUGACGGCAUGCGCCGCGAAAACCGGGACCCUUCGGAUCUCGCGGAUCACCGUGAACGCGCGCGCGCGGCCCGGAGGCGCGCUGUACGCGCGAUUUCUGGACGCGAUGGCACGACACGUGGCAGACCUGGGAGAUGCGCUCCGGUCACUCAUGGGCUCCGACUCUCAGAAGAUGGCGCCGCUCCUUUUCGCCUUCCACGGCACUCCGCCCCCCAACGUUCCGUCCAUCUUGGAGAACGGAAUGCUGCCGGAAAAGAGAAUAGCGAGCGGCGGGGACUGGUUCGGAACGUUACCGUUCGCGAGCUUGAGUUACUGCCAGAAGCAGUGGGGCUGCGGUGUCAUUGGGGGGCCUCCGUUCCGGCUGAUCCUGUUCCUGCUUCUUCCGGUUCCGUCAGCUGUGCUCUCUGGAACGGAAAGUUGGCGAUCGCAACAGUUCGGGCAGCCCUCCAGUAGGAAGCUAGCCCGCCUCGCGGGGGCAGGCUGCCGCGGCCGGCCGCAACUCAAAGGGUUUCCCGAGGAAGCUGCAGCCGAUCCCAUGACGCCCGCUCCUUCGGUUGUCAUUGUUUGGGUUCUCAGUGAAUUGUUUGAAGUUCCGUGGCAACCAAAUGAGGUUGAGAGGCUGCGGCGCGAGGUUCAGUUGGAGGCCCAUGCAGUGCGGCUGGGGAAAUCCUGGGAGACGUAUGGGGACACGUUUGUCAACUCUUUUGCCAAGGAGCUGAUGUUGUGCGUACAAGAUGUGAGCCAUCAACACAGCAACCUAAGUGCGUUGACUGACUUCCUCGCGCGGCUCUUCGGCGCUUGUCCAAGCAAUCCAAGCUUACACAUCAGGAGGGGUUCACAGGAGCUUUGGCCUUCUGUUCUGGAGGAGUUCCGCCGGAAGCACGAGCAGUUGUCUCAAGGAACGGAACGGGCGGCACCUGCAACAACGCGCUGGCGAGAGAAGAGUCUGGAAUUCCUCCGUCAUCUGGACUACUCGAUUCCUUAUAUUGGCACUGGGGACGAGGUUUCUAACGAAGUGUCGAGAAGGUUGAGAGGAGCGGUCGAAAAGGUCAGGGCAGGGCUGUUGAAUGAGAAAUCGAAGAUAAGACAAGCGCAGGAAGAGGUAAUUGAGGAAGCUGAAGAAGCGCAGAUGAGAGCCAAACGGGCGCUGGUCAAGGCUUCUCUGGAGAAGGCGCCCUGGGAAAAGGGAGCAUUGUCAGGCGAGAGGAGGAUUUGA
Klebsormidium nitens is the source of this 1749-nucleotide messenger RNA. Lineage: Eukaryota; Viridiplantae; Streptophyta; Klebsormidiophyceae; Klebsormidiales; Klebsormidiaceae. The record is from the annotation of a GenBank genome assembly.